Molecule: messenger RNA, 704 nt
Organism: Pyrus x bretschneideri (Chinese white pear)
Lineage: Eukaryota; Viridiplantae; Streptophyta; Magnoliopsida; Rosales; Rosaceae
Product: 40S ribosomal protein S25-like
Exons: 4
Coding region: 155-481 (108 amino acids)
Cellular component (GO): cytosolic small ribosomal subunit
Molecular function (GO): structural constituent of ribosome
Source: RefSeq, a predicted model, not a curated record
CUAUUUGCUCUUAAAAACCCUACCAAGCCCGAACUCUAUUUCUUUGCGCUUCUUAUCAAAACCCUAACUCUACGUCUCCGUCCGACCGCUGUCUCUUGCUCCACAUUGACUCCAGAGCCCUGCAACCCCUGCGAAUCCUGCGACCCUCAUCGCCAUGGCUCCCAAGAAGGAUAAGGCUCCUCCACCAUCCUCAAAGCCUGCCAAGUCUGGCGGAGGCAAGCAGAAGAAGAAGAAGUGGAGCAAGGGAAAGCAAAAGGAGAAGGUGAACAACAUGGUUUUGUUUGAUCAGGGGACUUACGACAAGCUGCUUUCCGAAGUUCCGAAGUACAAGCUCAUUACUCCUUCCAUCUUGUCUGACAGACUAAGGAUUAAUGGAUCAUUGGCUCGCCGUGCAAUUAAGGAUUUGAUGGCAAGGGGUUCCAUUAGGCUGAUAGCUGCUCAUGCUAGCCAGCAGAUAUACACCAGAGCCACCAAUACUUAAACGGGAAAGAUGUUAGUUUUCGGUCAUGGAGGCACAAGUAUUCACCUUUUUUGUGAUGUUAGGGAAAACUAUUGUCUUUUUCAUUUUGUAUGGUGACUAUAUCCGUCGUUUUAUUUUUCCAUUAUUUUCGACAGUUUAUUUUAUGCAACUGAUAAUGUAUUGUGCUGUAACUUUGCCCUCUUUUGGUCGUGGAUUUUAUUCGAACAAAGGUUUUGCCCUGUUA